Culex quinquefasciatus (southern house mosquito) is the source of this 5006-nucleotide messenger RNA. Its product is annotated as mucin-5AC. NCBI's taxonomy places the organism in Eukaryota, Metazoa, Arthropoda, Insecta, Diptera, Culicidae. Bases 1251 to 4991 code for a protein of 1246 amino acids. The transcript is spliced from 7 exons. The record is from RefSeq and is a predicted model, not a curated record.
GGGAGAACGGACGCGUAACUGUAAAGAGAGCUUGAGUUAGCUAGAGUGACAUCAAACGGAGUUCGCGCAGCAGUGUUGAGCUGGGUUCUGGUGAAUCCAAUUAUGAUUGGCAUCAAACAAAGAAGAAGCUGUGCACAACACCUUGAGUAACUCAGUGGAGAUCAAAGGGCGCCUUCAGGGAAGGUCGUAACAAGCAGUGAAGUGGUAAUAUUCCCGGAGGUUUUUCUGCUCGUCCGAGAGGAGAGCUUGUUAGGGGUAAAGUGUCAUCAUCGCCGCUGAUGGGCAGCAUCCACCGGAAGUGACUGUGACAUCUCAUCUCUUCGCUGGGAAAUGAAUAACUCGCUCUGUGUGUUUUGAGUGAGUUUUGUGUUGAGCAGUGAAUGACGCCAAAGAAAGUAAUUCAAGUGGCAACAGGAAAAUGAUUUGAAUAUUGCACCAGAGGGAGCGAGGUGAGGCUUUCCACGUGAAAAGUGUGCUUUGAGAAGGAGUUGAAGAGAGUGGGUGGCAGCAAAAAGUGACACACAUCACACGACAACCCCCCGUUCGUAAAGGUGGCAGCUCUACGAGGAGGAGAAGCAAAGCUUCCGACACGCAAGACACCGUGCUUUAUGGAGACGACGAGUGCUGGAAAAGCGAAAUCUUUACAUCACCUGGAGCUAUCAACCUCUCGAGGGAUUUAAUUACGGAGUAGGUGGAAGUAAGUGGGGUGGAAAACGGAAAAUCGCUUCGGAAGCGCGUACAGCACAAAAGUGAAAAAUCAUCGAACAUGUGGACCUCCCCGGCGCUCCACGUGGUUCGGCCCGCAAGAGUGCACUAAAAGCUUGGUUGUUUUUUGUUCAGUUUUGCCCAGUUUUUGCGCGAGUUCAUCAGAGUUUAACCUAGUGAAAGUGAAGUGUUCGAGUUUAAAGUUUAACGCGAGGGGAGCAAUGUGUGAUUUGAAAAUUUGGCUUGGACCGCCCGAAACGGGGUCGGUGAGUCCGGUUUGAAAAGUGAGCAAAAUAUAGCAAAAAAUUAAAAAAAAUAGAAUACAGCAAAAAACACACAGAACACAUUCGUCAUACUUGAUCUAGCUAGGCGAGAGAGGGGGAGUCAUUUUUCAGCCGGAAGCUGAACUGUUUUUCACCACUUUCCGAAGCAGCAGUUUGGGCAGUGGGAGCGCCGGAAGGAAGCAAAAACCGAAAGUUGAACUGUUUGGCGGAAAAAAAGUAUUUGGAAGCAAAAAAAGAGAGAGGACGAACCCGGCAGCCACCAUGGAAUCCAUCUACGGCACCAACAAGAACAAGUAUCUGCAGAGUCUGACCGCAGGAAGUGACUUUUACAGAUGUCCCAGCACAAUUAGACCGAUGGCGGCGGACUACUCGUCCUACCAGAACACCCUCGGCCGGCGGUCCAUCAUCGGCGGUGGCCUCGGCUCGGUCAUCGGUGGCCACGGAGGUGGCGGUGGCGGCGGCGGGACGGCCCCGUACACCCACAUGAGCAAGUACUCGUACCCGACGGACGUGAGCAUGAGCAGCCACUACGGGUACACCUCGUGGGGACUUUGGCGCGACAGCCGGAACCUGUCCUCGUCGAUGUACGGCAAGAAGCAGCAGCAGCAGAAGAACUUCCGGUCCGUGUCGAUCUUGCUGAUGACGGCGGCCUUCCUCGUGGUGCUGGCCGUGCUGUGCGUCGUCGGGCUGGCCUUCUAUUUUAGUGCCUUCAAGGGGGAUCUGAGCGAGUCCAUCCUGGUGUUUGACUGCACGUUCCGCGUGACCCGCGGGGACAUCUACACGACCGGCCUGCGCACCAACUCGACGCCCGUGUUCCGCCAGAAGACGGCCUUCUACGAGCGGCUCGUCGGCACGUCGCUGGAGCAGAGCGGUCUCACCGUGUCCCGCACGGAAAUUAUGGACUUUGGCGACGGGCCAACGAUUGUGCUGAGCUUCCGGGUCUUUCUGGACAUGCGGAAGAUUAAAAUCACGAUUAACAACGUCGAGGAGCACAUCCGGCAGGCGAUUCUGAGCGAGCUGGCCAAUCCGCACUCGACCUUCAAGAACAUACGCGUGGAUCCGGACUCGAUAGAAAUCAAACGGCUGCUGGACCACGACGUGCUGAGGACGGCAUUUUUGACGAAGGAAGAGCCCUUCCCGCCACCGUACAAAAUCUCAGAAGACCGCGUCGGACCGCCAGCUAAAAAGUCCGGCGUGAUAGAAAAAACCAUCCACAAGUUCACGCCCAAGGUGACGGUGUCGACCACUCCCUCAACGCCCCCGGCAAGCCAACCCAAGAGACAGCAGCAUCAGCCCCAGCAUCCGCAGUCCCAGGGGGUGGACGGAGAGUCUGACAUUGACAUGGAUAAUUUACCGGUCAUCCAGGGAUCGUUCGAGAUUACGAAAACAGACGCGGACAUCACGCAGAAGCGCAGCGGUGGAGGAGGUACUUCCCCAGCAAUGUCAACGCUUAAACCGUUCGCCGUUAGUCCGGCUCAGUUAAAGGUCCGCGGAGCGGACAAGAAGGCUCAACCGGAAGAGAAAGUAACUCCGGUUCCACCUCCGUCAUCUUCGAUGCGUCCUGCCACGGCCAAAAUCGAGAAAACGGACAAGCACGGUGCGACAACGAAGAAACUUAAAUCUACCAGCAGUCGGGGCACGGCCCGAAGGUCAUCGACUUCUACCUCAACGACGACGACCACGACUACGACGACUCCAGCUACGACUACGACUACGUCGACCACCCCCAGGACGACGAUUAGGAGUACGACGGGUAGUACUACGACGGAGUUCGAUUCAUUCGAGUACGACUUGGUGACGGACUACUCGAUUACGGACCGGAACGACACCCUGCUGGAGAACUUCCUACAGGCCAUCAUCAACGACAGUCUUCCGGAGGAGGUGGCGGUGGCGCAGAAGCGGUUGGACGAGAACAUCCCGAAGCUGGACGUGAGUCUGUUUACGAGCGCCCCGAUCCUGGACAAGCAACCGUGGCAGCCGAUCCGGGCGACGGUGCCGAAAGAGAUCCCGGUGCACAAGUUUGUGGGGAACUCGGUGAAGCCGUUGCAGCCGACGCCACCCCGUCAGAAGAAGCCGACCCUGGCCGAGGAGAUCUUGUACCGGAGCAAGUACAGUGACAUCGAGAGUGCACUCUACACCGAAAGUCCUGCCGGGCAGGUCUACUACCAGAGUUACACGAACCCUAGCUUCGGUUCUUCGACGCUGGGAAUCGAACCACUAGGAGUGCUCGACGUGCGGCCGUACCCGCUGCCGGUGGACAAGAUCUCGCUGGGGCCGGUGCCGAACUUUAAGUACAUGACGCCGACGGCGAUCAGCGAGGGCGAGAAGGUGCUGAACUUGACGAUUGACGAGCAAAAGUUUGAACACUUGGGCGGUGGGGUGAUCGUGAAGAAGCCGGAGAACAAGACGACUCCGUACCGGACUACGACGGAGAGCAUGAAGACGAGCGUGAUUACGGUGACGCCGGUCUACGUGGAGGCGAGCAGCGAGAAUUUGGUGAACUCGACGGACGAGUACGUGGAAUACUACCAGGUUGACGCUUUGAACUACACGGAGACGACUACGGUGAUGGACGAGUACAACGAAACGAUGGACUACGGCAUUGAGUCUCGGAUUGUUCCGGACGAAGAACUGUUCACCACCGAGGAAGUUGCAACGGUUUCCACCGCAAACGAAGCAGUGGAGAACUUCACCGAGCUGUCCUACGAAUUUGGAACUAGUGAAUCGCUGAUCACUACAACGGAACUCCCGCCGGAAGAACCCACCCCGAUCCCGACCACCGAAUUGUUCAUGACGGUCACGGAGACCACGACAACGGAGCAACCCCCAACAACAACCCCCUCGACAACGACAACAACAACAACAACGACCACCAGCAAGCGACCGACGACCUUCGUCGAGAUCGAAACGCUCAAGUACAGCCCGACAACGACCGGCGCACCCGCCACCGUCACCAUCCCCGAGCUGUUCCCAAUCAACAAGUGGGAGUUCGUAAACGGAUCGCGCGUAACCCCGAACGCACCCUCCACCCGCAAGGUAUUCAACGAAACGCUGCAAGCUUGGAUCGUCGAGAACGUGCAGCUCUCCACGACCGUGCCGAGUGUGCCGAUCGAAGACCUGCGCCGCAAAAACACCACCAAUCUGCAGAACCUCUCGGUGAUCUUCGACACACUGGCCUCCAAGUUGGGCAUCCAGACCGAGAGCACCAGCAAGGCUCCACCGUUCGCGUCACUAGCCAAAAUCAAGAACAAGAACUCGUCCAGCCGGCUGGAAGGAUCCACCACCAAGAAGCGAAACCGAACGACCACGCGACCCAAGCGCAAGAAGAACAAGAACCGAACGACCACCACGACUACAACUUCUACUACGACCACAACCCAAGCCCCAACGACCACCACCACCACCACCAUCAAACCCAUCUACGAUACCACCCCCCUCUCCAAGCUCAUCCCGACGGUCACCAACGAGGACUACCUGGGGGACAUCGUCCCCGUCAUGCUGGCCCCCGCCGGCCCCCCAGAAUUCUCCUCCGAAUACUACGUGGGCCAGGCCGAAGUCGAGGUGAUCGACCCGAACCACUACGACGAAAUGAUGCGCCAGCAGCAGCACCAGCACCCAACAACCUUGGCCACGUCGGCGGCGUUCGCCACCACCACCCCGAAACCGGCCGCCCUCGUGACGCUGCUGCCGGCCAAGUCCAACUCGGGCAUCAAGCACUUCCGGCCAAAGAUCGCGAAACUGCCGGCGCUGCAACCGUCCGCGCUCGUUUCGCUGGCGGCGGCCGCGGCUCGGCAGAAGAACAAGGAGGAGGAGCAGGAGACGGGACGCAAAAUGAGCGCGACGGUAACGAAUGCAAAUGGCGGCAGCUGGGUUGCCAUCAGCGGUGAUUUUGGCGGAAGUGUUGCGGAGGAGGGGCGGGACAGUGGUCGGGAAGUUGGCGAGGAGAAGAAUAAUACCGUCGUGGAGGCGGUUGUGAGGGCGAGCAUGAGGUUUGAUGAGUGAGGGGGGAUGGAGAGA